Adineta ricciae is the source of this 1122-nucleotide messenger RNA. The record is from the annotation of a GenBank genome assembly. Lineage: Eukaryota; Metazoa; Rotifera; Eurotatoria; Adinetida; Adinetidae.
AUGCGAUCAACAGUUGUUAACAAGAUUUUCAUUACUACCGGUGUUUUCUUUCUUAUUAAUGUUAUAUUAUUGUUAAGUAUUAAAGGUUUUCCUUCGUCUGCAGGUCGAAAUGAACUGAUUUCACCAAGAGGUAGACUAGUCCAUCGAGAACCGCAAGUAAAUGUUGCGGCAGUGUCUCCAUUAUCGAAAGUCGAUGUUUUGUUACCGAUUGUUGUUUUUGCUUGUAAUCGGCCACGUGCUCUUCAAAUGCAUAUAGAAGCAUUACUCAAGAUUCGAAAAGAUCCACAAUUAAAUCCAAUUAUUGUCAGUUUGGAUUGCAAUGAUCAAGCCACUAUUGAAGUUGCGAAAAAGUUCGGUGAUAAAAUCAAGGAAAUUAUCCAGUUACCUAAUCUCGGUCCCCUCCAUAUUGUACCCUCGGAGCAACAAUUGGUUGGAUAUUAUAAAAUAGCACGUCAUUACAACUAUUCGCUCGAUUAUGUUUUGAAUGUUUUAAAUUAUGAAGCAAUUAUUAUCACUGAAGACGAUCUAGAAGUGUCACCUGAUUUCCUCGAUUAUUUUCAAGCAUUAUAUCCAUUGCUUAAAGUCGAUAAAACAAUAUGGUGUAUAUCAGCAUGGAAUGAUAACGGGAUCGAUAGAAAAAUUGAGCGGAAUGCCAGUCUUCUUCAUCGCAGUGACUUCUUUCCAGGUCUUGGCUGGUUACUCACAAGAACGUUUUUCAAUGAAGUUAAACACGGAUGGCCAAGGGCAUUUUGGGAUGAUUGGAUGAGAAAACCUGAACAACGACGUGAUCGAGUGUGUAUUCGACCAGAAGUUGCAAGAACAGGAAUCUCACCUGAAGGGAAAAGAGGUGUAAGCGGAGGUCAAUUCUAUGAUAGUUAUUUGAGAAAAAUAAUUAAAAAUACGGAUCCAAUUGAUUGGAAAUCGACUGAUGUUACUUAUUUAAUCAAGGAUCGAUACGAUCCAGUUUUUGAAUCUCGUGUCAAUGCUUGUCCUGUGAUGACUAUAUCCGAUUUAGCUGCAACUGUUGGUGAUAUGAAAUGUGCUCAGAUUCGUUAUGGGAAUGAGAAAGAAUUUGUUGCUAUUGCUGACACACUCGGGAUUAUGAACGAUUUCAAAAUAUAA